AUGGGCUCCAACAUCGACAGCCUCACCAUCUCCACCCUGAACUCCCGCUGGCAGAGUCUCCUCUCAAGAACAUCCCUCGCAACACCACCCACCCGCCCCCCUCUCCUCCGCCUCGUCGUCGGCCUCAAAGACACCGCCAUCCCCAACAUCGCCCACCAACUAACCUACGCCGCCACCGAAGCCGGCAAACUCCUCGGCCUGCGCAACCUCCUGCACCCCUCCGCCCCCUCCGACCCAUCCAAACCCUCCCUGCGCCCGCCCUUCCUCGUCUUCACCCAAACCAUCCCCCGCGCAAUCGCCCUGCACUCGGAACUCCUCUACGACAUCCCGCCCGAAGCCGGCGGCAGUUCACGCAUAGCGGUCCUGCACGCCGACCUGAGCAGUUCGGCGCGCGACGCCGUGAUGACGCGCUUCCGCCGCGGCGACGUCUGGGUGCUCAUCACCACGGACUUGUUAUCCCGCGGCGUCGAUUUCCGCGGCCUCAACGGCGUCGUCAACUACGACGUGCCCACGUCCGCUGCGUCCUACGUGCACCGCGCGGGUCGCGACGGCGGCGUCGCAGUCACUUUCUACACCAACGACGACAUCCCGCACGUCAAGCUCGUCGCGAAUGUCAUCAAGAAGAGCCAGCGCGGGAAAGAUGGCGAGGGCGAUGUUAAGCAGUGGCUGCUCGACGCCCUGCCGGAUGUGGGCAAGAGGGAGAGGAAAGAGUUGAAGCGCAGGGGCGUGGAGAGUCGGCGGAAAGAAGGCAAGGGGAGCAGGAUCAGUACCAAGAGCGGGUUUGAGAGACGCGUGGAAAAUAAUCGGCGCGGGGCGCGGGAGGGGGUGAAGCGGAGGGCGGCGGUGGCGGGAAAGGAGAGUAAGGAGGGUGAAGCCGAGGGGGAGGAGAGUGGCUUUGAGGGGUUUGAAUAG
Parastagonospora nodorum SN15 is the source of this 912-nucleotide messenger RNA. RefSeq lists its product as hypothetical. Gene Ontology annotation, cellular component: 90S preribosome. Gene Ontology annotation, biological process: maturation of SSU-rRNA. Lineage: Eukaryota; Fungi; Ascomycota; Dothideomycetes; Pleosporales; Phaeosphaeriaceae. The transcript is spliced from 2 exons. The coding region runs from base 1 to 912 and encodes 303 amino acids. The record is from RefSeq and is a predicted model, not a curated record.